CCUGUCCGUCUGUCCGUCUGUCCAUCCCCCCGUGUCCGUCUGUCCGUCUGUCCCUCUGUCCGUCUGUCCCCCCCUGUCCCGUGUCGGUCUGUCCGUCCCGUCCCGCUCCGAUGGCGCGCGGGGCCCGCGGGGCAGCGACGGCGCCGUGAGAGGGUGUCAGGAUGAGCUCGUGCAGCUCGCGGGCGCUGACGCUGCUGAGCAGCGUUUUCGGGGCCUGUGGGCUGCUCCUGGUGGGAAUCGCCGUCUCCACCGACUAUUGGCUCUACAUGGAGGAGGGCGUCGUGUCCCCCCAGAACCAGAGCACCGAGGUGCGCAUGGCGCUGCACGCCGGCCUCUGGCGCGUCUGCUUCUUCGCAGGGCGGGAGAAGGGGCGCUGCGUCGCCUCCGAAUAUUUCCUGGAGCCGGAGCUGAACUUGGUGACGGAAAACACGGAAAACAUCCUCAAGACGGUGAGGACGGCCACGCCCUUCCCCAUGGUCAGUCUCUUCCUGGUCUUCACCGCCUUCGUCAUCAGCAACGUGGGGCACAUCCGGCCCCAGAGGACCCUCCUGGCCUUCGUCUCGGGCAUCUUCUUCAUCCUCUCGGGGCUGUCUCUGGUGGUGGGGUUGGUUCUCUACAUCUCCAGCAUCAACGACGAGGUGAUGAACCGGCCCGGCGGCUCCGAACAAUAUUUCCAGUAUCGCUACGGGUGGAGCUUCGCCUUCGCCGCCUCCUCCUUCCUGCUCAAGGAGGGCGCAGGUGUGAUGUCGGUGUACCUGUUCACCAAGCGCUACGCCGAGGAGGAGCCGUGUCACACACAGGUGUACCCAGGUGCACACAGGUGUGUCACAGGUGUGUCUCAGGUGUAUUUCUCUCUCUCCGCAGGGCGCAGGUGUGAUGUCGGUGUACCUGUUCACCAAGCGCUACGCCGAGGAGGAGCCGUGUCACACACAGGGCGCAGGUGUGAUGUCGGUGUACCUGUUCACCAAGCGCUACGCCGAGGAGGAGCUGUGCCGGGCACCGCCGCAGCUCCUGCGGCCGCGCCUCAGCACCUGCUCGGGGCUGUCGGCGCAAUACCUGCAGCCGCGGGCGUGGCCCCGCCCCCGCAGCGCCUCCGACGCCUCCAGCGACGUCUCCAUCCAGAUGAGCCAAAAUUACCCCCCGGCGAUAAAGUACCCCCAGAGAUCGGUGCCACACCCUCACCUGUCCACAUCACCCUGCUAGGGCACACCUGGGCACACCUGGGCACACCUGGGUAUGUCUAUGAUACACCUGAGUGUGUCUAUGAUACACCUGAGUGUGUCUAUGGCACAGCCAGAACUACCCCCCGGGGAUAAAGUACCCCCAGAGAGGGGUGCCACACCCUCACCUGUCCACAUCACCCUGCUAGGGCACACCUGGGCACACCUGGGCACACCUGGG
Taeniopygia guttata (zebra finch) is the source of this 1401-nucleotide messenger RNA. NCBI's taxonomy places the organism in Eukaryota, Metazoa, Chordata, Aves, Passeriformes, Estrildidae. The record is from RefSeq and is a predicted model, not a curated record.